This is a messenger RNA of Sphenostylis stenocarpa, 1056 nucleotides long. The record is from the annotation of a GenBank genome assembly. NCBI's taxonomy places the organism in Eukaryota, Viridiplantae, Streptophyta, Magnoliopsida, Fabales, Fabaceae.
AUGGAAGAAGGAGCAAGACUUGGCGCUUGCCACAACAACAACAACAAUGAAGUUGGUGAUGGAGUGCAAUGCAUUCACCAUCCUCACACCACCAACAACAACGCCAACCCUGGUGCCAUCUGCGCCUUCUGUCUCCAAGAAAAACUUGGCAAGCUUCUCUCUUCUUCUUUCCCUUCUCCUCCUCCUUCUUCUUCCCCUUCCCCUUCUCCUUCUUUCACUCCACUCCCUCCUCCCUCUUCCUCUCUUCCACUUUCACUCAAAACCCCCCACCCCACGCGCUCCCGCAUCCCUUUCCUCGUACCAACCAAAACCAACAACAACUUCAACAACAAGAACAAGAAACCCUCCACCACCACCACCUCCAACGCUUCCUCUUCAUCUAACGUCAUUUUCAAGCGCAGCAAGUCCACUGCCACGUCCACGAGGAGCCAUAACCACUUCCUCCUCCACGACCACGACUUCAGUCCCAGAAAAAAGAACGGCUUUUGGUCUUUUCUGUAUCCUUCUUCGAAGGAAGCCAAGAGCCCAAAUGGGAAGCACAGGGACAAGGGCUUGGGACAAACCCAGAGAAAGAGUGAUCACGUGACUAUGGAGGAGGACAAGUGUUUCAGUUCUUCCUCUUCCAAGGUUUCGAGAUCUAGAUCUGUUGGGUGUGGUAGCAGGAGCUUCUCUGCUGAUUUCUUCGAAAGGAUCUCUUCUGGUCUCGGCGAUUGCACUCUAAGAAGAGUCGAGUCUCAACGCGAAGGAAAACCUAAGGUUGUGGCUUCUGCUUCUGCUGGCACUGGUGUUGUGAACCAUUGCAUGAAGGAAAGAGUACGGUGUGGUGGAAUCUUCGGUGGCUUCGCUGUGACUUCGUCGUCGUCUUCUACGUCAUCUUCUUCAUGGGUUUCUUCCUCAGUGGAUGAUGGCAGAGGAAGGAGUUGGGGGUGGGCGUUCGCUAGCCCCAUGAGAGCUUUCACCACAAAAGGGUCUUCUUCUUCUAAGCCAGACGCUUCUGAUAAGAACGCCACGCCAAACUUAUCAGCCAUCCCUUCUUUGCUCACUGUUAGAGGCUGA